GCGAGUUUCAGUUUGUCGACUUAAUAGAACAUGUGAUUCAUAUUUACUGAUUUAGUAGAAAGUAUAAACGUUUUUGAUUUAUUACCUCGCCAUCAUAUGUAAUACGAAAUUAUCCUGAAAUCUACGUAUAUUUAGUAAAGUGGAGUGUAAUAUAUGCUGUGUAUUGGUAAAAGAUGUCACUGAGGGAGGAGAUUGCCAAGUUGACCACCCCAACCCCCGUGUUCUGUGACCCAGAGGACGACAUAGACGAUGUCACUGCCGCCAAAUUAACAGAGAAGUCUGCAGAUAAUGAAGAGUUUGCUCCCUUGCCAGCCAGUAAAUUAAGACAACGAGUGGCAGCACAAUCGGCAAGCACAGAAAAGAAGUAUGCUGGUCGCAAAAUAUCCCGCUCUAAGCUGGUGGACCUUGAUUCAGACAACAGUGAGUCCGAGCAGUCAUCAGGGAGCAUGUCAGGUGAAGAAGACAGUUCUCUGAAUGAUGAAGAGAUGAUGGUAGUGGAGGAGCAGGGUGAUGAAGAUGAUGAGGAUGAAUCAGUAGGCAGCGAGGACAUAAAAACGACAGAGGAGGUGGAGGAGGAGUUGUCUGCCCUUGGAUUGUUCAAGGCUAAGAUGAAAUCAAGCACAGAUACACAGCAGCCUGGGCAAAAGUUUAGUUUUGUUGAUGAUGGAGACUACAGUAAAUACUAUGACUCAGGGGAAGAUGGUGAGGAACGCAGUGAUGAGGAUGAAGAAGAAUCAGAUGAAGAGGAAGAAGAGGAGGAUGAGGAUAAAGAGGGGUCUGAGGAGGAGGAGGAGGAGGAUGAAGACAUUGAAGAUGAAGAAGAAGAUGAAGGGGGAAUGAGCAGUUUCUCAAAGUCUCAGCUGAAUGAGGAGAUACAAAAAGGAGAGGCGGCCCGACAACAGUUAGGUUUGUGGGAUAGCUUGUUGGAAGGAAGAAUCAAGUUUCAGAAAAUUCUGUCAGCUGUCAAUCAACUUCCUCAACCUGACACCUGGAAGGAGUUUGAAGAAUCAGGGGAAGACAACUUUAAAGAAAAGAAAGCUUCAGCGAAGUCCUUGUUAGAGAAUCUUCUUCAGAAAUUGAUCCAGCUGCAGUCGGUCCUUCUACUUCAGAACUCAGAAACUCAAUACAUUGAGUCUGGUCAGAAAAAGCCAGUAAAGAAAUCAGAGGACCCAGACGAUGAGGAGAUAACGAGUGAAUCAGACUCUGAGGAACCACAUGAAGCGACAGGAAACGUAAAGGAGACUAAGACAGCCGUCAAACGGAAACUCACCACAGAGGAAAUCCCAGAAUUCCUGGCCAAGCGCCACAAAGAUCUCCAUAGUUACAGAAAUGACACACUGCAGAAGUGGUACGACAAGACCCGACUACUGGGAGGGAAACUGUCCAGUAAAUCCUUCAGUGGAUUCGAGCAGUCGGCCGUGAAACAGAUAGAGCAGAUUUUGACUGAUAAGGACAGACUGGUCAAGAGAACUCAGAUGAAGAGGGCGAGUUACAGAGUGCUGGGUAAACCAGAGGAAUCUCAACUCCCUGUACAGGAGGCAGAGCAGGAGACAGAGAGGAAGCCCGCGGUACACACUUUCGACCCCGAGAUAUUUGACGACAGUGACUUUUACCACCAACAGCUGAGAGAGCUCAUCGAGAGGAAGACAUCGGAUAUCAACGACCCCAUUGCACUUAGCAGGCAGUGGCUAGAAAUUCAGAGACUCCGCAACAAAGUGAAGAGAAAGGUGGAAACAAAGGCAUCCAAGGGGCGAAAAAUCAGAUACCAUGUCCAUCCUAAACUGGUGAAUUUCAUGGCUCCUAAAGAAACCUGUAACUGGUCUGAUGAAGCCAGGGAUGACCUGUUUAAAUCGUUGUUUGGUCAGCGGGGCCCUACAGCUCCCAUCUCCUCAGACGAGAGCAUGGUUGGACGAUGAUGACUCCUCUAAUCACAGAAGAAGACUCGUCAUGGAAACUAAUUGAUGAACAUUGGAUUCUUCGAUUUCAUUACCACCUUAUCUUUCUGUCAUUUCUUGUGUUAAUUUUCUAAAGGCUGAAAAUAAUGUUUUAUACAUUUAUUGAAUUAAAAAUUAUGUCAAACACUG
Magallana angulata is the source of this 2084-nucleotide messenger RNA. Its product is annotated as protein AATF-like. NCBI's taxonomy places the organism in Eukaryota, Metazoa, Mollusca, Bivalvia, Ostreida, Ostreidae. Gene Ontology annotation, biological process: regulation of transcription by RNA polymerase II. The record is from RefSeq and is a predicted model, not a curated record. The transcript has 14 exons. The coding region runs from base 174 to 1916 and encodes 580 amino acids. Gene Ontology annotation, cellular component: nucleus; nucleolus.